GGCUCGGAGUAAAUUUGAAAGUUAUAAGAAUUCCUUCUACCUCAAUACCUCACUACUACAUCACAACAAAAACUAUAGACUAAAAUAUUUGUUUUUCUUUCAACCAUUACCAUGGAGUUACAAGUUCCAAAUCCACCCACACCCAAAUCAAUAACAAUGAGCCACGUGUUAGUGGUUCCAUACCCUUCGCGAGGACACAUUAACCCAAUGAUGAAUCUAAGUAAGUUACUUGUGUCUCACAACCCCAACAUCCUCGUAACCUUUGUUGUCACUCAAGAAUGGAAAACCUUAAUCAACUCCGAACCAAAACCCGACAACAUAAGACUCGAAACAAUCCCUAACGUUAGUGGUGACAACUUCAUGAAAGUUGUUGAAGCUGUUAUGACUGAAAUGGAAGCGCCGUUCGAGCGGCUAAUUGACCGUCUUGUUCAGCCGCCGCCGACGCUUAUUAUCUGUGAUGCUUUUCUCUUUUGGGCUGUUGAUGUUGGAAAUCGGAGGAAUAUUCCGGUGGCGGCUUUCUGGACAACGUCCACGUCGGAGUUGUGGGUGCAAUUUUUUCAUAUUUUUCUACAAGGAAAGCAUUUAGAAAAUGGUGAAAAAAUUAUAGAUUAUAUUCCAGCAAACUCCUGGAUUCGUCUGACAGAUAUUCCUCUUCUUGAUAAGAACAACCAUCAAAUUUUACAAUGGGCUAUGGAAGCUUGUCAAUGGAUUCUCAAAGCACAAUAUCUAUUACUGCCUUCAAUUUAUGAACUUGAACCUCAAGUAAUUGAUGCCUUAAAAUCAAAGCUCAAAAUACCAAUUUACACAAUUGGCCCAAACAUACCAUAUUUUAAUCUAGGACACAAGUCAGUACAUGAUCUAAAUUGUGUUAAUGAUUCUUCCCAAAGUUACCUGGAUUGGUUAAAUCUCCAACCAUAUGGUUCUGUUUUGUACAUUUCAUAUGGUAGUUUCCUAUCCGUUUCAAGAACACAAAUGGAUGAGAUCGCAGCUGCUUUGAAGGAUAGUGGCGUUCGAUUUUUAUGGGUAACGCGUGACGAGACGCAAAGAUUGAAAGAGAUGUGUGGGAAAAUGGGGUAUGUUGUGACAUGGUGUGACCAAUUGAGGGUAUUGUUACAUCCGUCUAUAGGCGGUUAUUGGACGCAUUGUGGUUGGAAUUCAGUUAUCGAAGGUAUUUUUUCGGGUGUUCCAUUUUUAACAUUUCCAAUAGCUAUGGAUCAACCAAUGAUUAGUAAGAUUAUAGUUGAAGAUUGGAAAAUUGGGUGGAGAGUGAAGAAAGAUGAUAAGUUAGAAACUUUGGUUACAAGAGAAGAAAUUGUUGUGUUGAUAAGGAAAUUCAUGGAUUUGGAUUCUGAUUUAGGAAGUGAUUUGAGAAAAAGAGCUAAAGAGCUUCAACUUUUAUGUCAAGAUGCAAUAAAGAAAGGUGGAUCUUCUGAAACUAAUAUUAAUGCAUUUUUGAAGAAUAUAUUCGAGAGUGGUUUGGCACAUGAAGGAUCAAAUGGAUCAAAUGAAGGAUCAAAUGGACUACAAGCUCAUGUUGCUAUUGAUAAUUUCAAUUAAAUUGUUUUUCCUUGGUUCUAUUUGCCUUGUUUAGUGAUUUAAUAAAGGUACAAAUUAAAGGUUGUUUGGUUAUUUGUAUCAUGAUUAUCUAGAUCUUUAUUUUAUAAAUUAUAUUUAUUAAGUAUUAGUGUGAGACCUUGUAUUUUCAUGAUUAUUCUAUUGAUAAUUUGGACCA
Molecule: messenger RNA, 1732 nt
Organism: Trifolium pratense (red clover)
Lineage: Eukaryota; Viridiplantae; Streptophyta; Magnoliopsida; Fabales; Fabaceae
Product: UDP-glycosyltransferase 87A1-like
Exons: 2
Coding region: 112-1557 (481 amino acids)
Molecular function (GO): UDP-glycosyltransferase activity
Source: RefSeq, a predicted model, not a curated record